Zymoseptoria tritici IPO323 is the source of this 684-nucleotide messenger RNA. RefSeq lists its product as uncharacterized. NCBI's taxonomy places the organism in Eukaryota, Fungi, Ascomycota, Dothideomycetes, Mycosphaerellales, Mycosphaerellaceae. The coding region runs from base 85 to 516 and encodes 143 amino acids. The record is from RefSeq and is a predicted model, not a curated record. The transcript has 3 exons.
UUCCUCUCCUAUACCAACGACACUCAAUCGACGAACUAUACAACGACAACUCUUCCAAACUACCCAUUCAAUCCCUCAAUCGAGAUGUCCGUCUGCCCAGUUGUAGGGACUACGACCAAUGUCCUCCCACCCCACCACCCGGCGGUGUCUUCUGACCCCGAGGCCGUCUGCCCUGUCACUAACGCUAAGGUGAAGGACCACAACACCAUUGUCAACCACCCCUCCGCUCCACACAUCCCAUCCGAUGACUCCUCCGCCAUGGACGCCUCCUCGUGCCCAGCCCUUAAGAACGCCAACGCUGGAGAGAGUGUAACCGAUGCGACAUGCCCGGUCGUUGGUCCAGUCAAUGCUCACCUCCCUCCGAGUCACCCGGCGUUAAACGAGAAGGAUGCGGGCGCCGUGUGCCCCAUUACGAACGCGAAGUUGGAACACCACAAGGGAAAGGUUGCGAACCACCCGACUGUUGCCAACGACGCCGCAGCAAAGCAGUGCCCAGUUGUUGGCGCGUCUGCUUAAAGAACGAGUGACGACUGUCAAGUGAAAUGAACGCUGGCCGUGAGGAAAGGCAAUGAUCACGAAUCAAGGAUGGAAACACAGAACGGAUCAUGGAUUUGCAACGGAAAGGAAACUGGUGGAAAUCUGUUUGGAUUUGGGGAUCGAAGUUUUCUUCAUAUUUCUGUUAUG